Messenger RNA from Pyricularia pennisetigena, 1836 nucleotides. RefSeq lists its product as uncharacterized. The record is from RefSeq and is a predicted model, not a curated record. Gene Ontology annotation, cellular component: membrane; fungal-type vacuole. Lineage: Eukaryota; Fungi; Ascomycota; Sordariomycetes; Magnaporthales; Pyriculariaceae. Gene Ontology annotation, molecular function: xanthine transmembrane transporter activity. Bases 1 to 1836 code for a protein of 611 amino acids. The transcript has 6 exons. Gene Ontology annotation, biological process: xanthine transport; transmembrane transport.
AUGGACGAGACUCGCGAGCUGCCGGCAGAGGCCAUGCCGGUCUCGGCGCCACAACGGAGGACAAUGGGCGACUAUGUGAGGCGCGUCAAGAGAUCCCUCACCACGCGCGAGGGCCUGGUUGGAAAUUACGAUUACAAGUACCUCUUCACGCCAAAGUUGCCGUUCAUGAAGACCCCUCGCUCGGCCGCUCCAUUCUUUGGCCUCAACGACCGCAUGCCCGUCUUAUUGGCCAUGCUGCUCGGCUUCCAGCACGCCCUGGCCAUGCUUGCUGGUCUGAUAACGGUCCCGCUGCUCCUUUCGGGUACCGGUGGCGCCAACCUCCCGCCGGCCACGCAGCAGUACCUGGUCUCGUCCGUCAUGAUCGUCGCCGGUUUCCUGUCCACCAUCCAGAUCACGCGCUUCCACCUCCUCAAGACUCCAUACUACCUCGGCACCGGGCUCAUCUCCGUCGUCGGCUGCUCAUUUGCCGUCAUCUCUGUGGCCACCGGCGGCAUCAAGCAAAUGUACGCCAGCGGUUUCUGUCCGUCCAGCCCAGACGGCACUCCGCUGCCGUGCCCCGAUGCUUACGGCGCUCUCCUGGGUACUGCGGCCGUGUGUGCCCUGUUGGAGAUCUUGCUGUCUUUCCUGCCGCCAAAGGUCGUGCUGCGCAUCUUCCCGCCCAUUGUUACCGGGCCGACGGUGAUGCUCAUCGGAAUAUCGCUAGUAAAAUCAGGCUUCACCAACUGGGCAGGUGGAACAGGCCCUUGCAGCAACGCGGACCCGACGCCCUUUUUCGCCAGGUGCCCCAACAUCAACGCACCGCACGCACUCCCCUGGGGAAGCGCAGAGUAUCUCGGUCUCGGCUUCUCUGUCUACGUGACCAUUUUCCUCUGCGAGCGCUUCGGCGCACCGCUCAUGCAGUCGGCAGCCAUCGUCAUCGGCCUGGCCGUCGGCUGCAUCAUCGCUGCGGCGACGGGCUACUUCGACAACACCGGCAUCAACAACGCGCCCGCCGUGUCGUUCAUCUGGGUCCAGACCUUCAAGCUGCAGGUCUACCCACCACUCGUCCUGCCCAUGCUGGCUGUGGUGCUGAUCUGUAUGUGCGAGACAAUUGGAGACAUCACGGCCACCUGCGACGUGAGCCGUCUCGAGGUCGAGGGCAGGAUGUACGAGAGCCGUAUCCAGGGCGGUGUGCUGGCCGACGGUGUCAACAGUAUUCUUGCGGCCAUGAUGACCAUCACUCCCAUGACCACCUAUGCACAAAACAAUGGUGUCAUUGCCCUAACGCGCCUCUUUCUUAUAAUCAUGGGCGUCUUUGCCAAAUUCGCUGCGGCCCUCGUCGCGAUCCCUGCGCCCGUCUUGGGCGGCAUGACCACGUUCCUCUUCUCCUCGGUCGCCGUCUCAGGCAUCGCCAUCAUCACCAAGGGCGUCCCCUUCAACCGCCGCAACCGCUUCAUCCUGACGGCGGGCCUCGCCCUGGGCUACGGCGCCACGCUGGUGCCGACCUACUUCCACAACGUCUUCGGUCCGACCGACAACGGGGCGCUGCAGGGCUUCCUGAACGCCAUCGAGCUCAUCAUGGAGACGGGCUUUGCCGUCGCCGCCUUCAUCUGCGUCGUCUUCAACCUGCUGCUGCCGGACGAGGUGGUGGAUGAGGCCGAGGAGAACAAGGGGCAGCAGCAGCAGCAGCGCGGCGGGGUGGCGUCUUCGUCGUCUGCUGACCUCUCGGAGCGGGAUGACGCCGUUCACUCGCCGUCGGGAAAGACGGCGGAACGGGGAGGUGUGCCGCAGGUCGUGGCGUCGAGCGGGGAGGCGGGCUCUGACACCGGCAUUGAGCACAAGGUCAAGGACAGCUGA